This is a messenger RNA of Cordyceps fumosorosea ARSEF 2679, 426 nucleotides long. RefSeq lists its product as hypothetical. Bases 1 to 426 code for a protein of 141 amino acids. The transcript is spliced from 2 exons. NCBI's taxonomy places the organism in Eukaryota, Fungi, Ascomycota, Sordariomycetes, Hypocreales, Cordycipitaceae. The record is from RefSeq and is a predicted model, not a curated record.
AUGACCUCCCCCCGUCUGCACCAACGUCUUCUCUCGGUGCGUUGCGUGCACUCUGUAAUGAGCAACCAGAGUGCCCUCGCCGCCCACACGACGCAACGCCGGUUCGCCUCCUCCUCGCCCACGCCCCCUCGACAGCCGAUACGAACGCCGACAGCGAGACGGACGACAACACAAAUUGCACCAACGGCGGCAGUGGCAGCAGCGCGUUCCCGCGUCAACGCCGAGAAGGAGGCUCCUGCGUCUUCAGGGCCCAUAGAGACGGCCGAGGAGUACAAAGCGCGGUACAAGAGCGCGGCGCGGCGGUGGACGUCAACGAUGAUUGCGCUGCCGAUAUUGCUGGUUACGAGUUACUACCUGUUUGACCGACUGGCUCUGGGACACGCACAAAAGGUUUUGAAUCGGGAACCGACAAAACGAGACGACUGA